AUCUCGUCCGCUCGCGCGUCAUCCCCGCCUCUUCGCCUCCCCUCGCUCCAUCUCCCCCGACGUCGUCAUGUUCGCCGCGAUCGAGAGCGGGACCGCGCGCACGCCGUGGGGGUUCGACCAGACCACCGGCGCGGCGUCGUAUCUCGGAAACAACGACGAGCAGCGAAUAUCCGAGCGUCACCUGAUGCACCACCUCGACGUAAUGACGCGAGGGUUCCAGGUCGAGACGCGCACGCGGAUACCCGCGAAAAAGUUGCACGUGCGCCUCACGCGCAUCGACGCGUCGCCGUCCGCGAGCGCGCGCGCGACCGCGGUCCUCGCCGCGUGGGACGGGUUUCCCGCGGUCUCGCGCGCGAGCGCGGGGCACGCGCACGUCGUCAUGAACGGCCAUGUCGGAAACGCGCGCGAGAUGCGCGAGCUGUACGCGCUGCCCCCGGCCGAGCCGACGGGCCCGCACUUCAUCGCGAAGAUGGACGGAUCGAUCGUCCCGCCGCCGCCGUCGCCGCCGCCGUCGCACGAGGGCGCGGCGCUCAUCCUCGCCCUGUACGCGAAGCGCUUCGAGGACAAGGACGGCGACCCGAGCGACCAGCCGUCCACCGCGCUCACCGCGUGCGAAGGCGAGUUCGUGAUCAGACUACGGUCGUUUUCGUUCGUCCUGAUCGACGAGGAAAAAGACGUCGUGCUCGUCGCGCGCAGCGCCGAGAGCGACACGCACCCGAUGUUCUGGGGCACUGCGCCGUCGAACGGCGGGGAAGAUGGAACGUCAACCGACGCAUCACACGCGAGCGACGACUGGGACGGCGCGCUGCUGCUCUCCAACGACUUGGCGGCCAUAGACGUCGCGUGCGGCGGCGCCGCGGCCGCCUUCCCGCUCGGCGCGUACUACUACAGAGACGCGUCGAUGGACGUCGGCGUCAUUCAGGCGCGUUCUAUCUCAAACUGGUCCCCAUACGACCGCGUCGGCGUGAGGCUCGCCGUGAACUGCCGCGGCGUGAAGCGACGCGUGAACCCGCUGCAUCGCGUGAACAGCAGCGGGCAGGUCUGCGGCCUCGGGUUCUUCACCGAGAGCGGCAGCGAUCUCGCGUCGCUCUCGCACAAGUUCAUCACGUGA
Molecule: messenger RNA, 1111 nt
Organism: Micromonas pusilla CCMP1545
Lineage: Eukaryota; Viridiplantae; Chlorophyta; Mamiellophyceae; Mamiellales; Mamiellaceae
Exons: 5
Coding region: 68-1111 (347 amino acids)
Source: RefSeq, a predicted model, not a curated record